AUGUCAGAACCAGAAAGUGCAUUUAGACAACAGUUUAGCAGCUGGAGUAACAACAACAAUAAUAGUAGUAACACUAGAACUUCAUUACCGCCAUUUUCUAGUUGGUCGGACUACAUAAAGACAAGUGCUAAUGAUUUGUAUGUAUCAUUGCCUUCGUAUAAUACAGGAGCACAACAGGCAAUAGAAGAGCCAUCAUGGUUCAAGCUAUCUCGAUUUGAGAAGAUGCUAGGAUUCGCUUGUUGUUUAGGAGGAUCUGCUUUAUGCUUUAUUAUCAGUUUCUUUUUAUUCCCUGUGUUGGCAUUAAAACCUAGGAAGUUUGGCCUCUUAUGGUCCAUGGGAUCAUUUUUGUUUGUGAUAUCAUUUGGAAUACUACAAGGGCCUUACCAUUACACUAAGCAUUUGCUUUCGAAAGAUAGGAUAGUGUUUACAUCUGUCUUUUUUGGGUCGGUGUUAUCGACCAUGUACGCAGCAGUGAUCUUGAAGAGCACUUUACUCACAAUAUUUUGCUGUGUGAUCGAAAUCUUCGCUGUGCUAUAUUACACUCUCAGCUACUUUCCAUUCGGUGCGCAAACGGUUACCUUCUUUACGAGCUACAUAGUUGGAUACGUUGGUGGUUUACUUGGUGGUUUACUAUAG
Debaryomyces fabryi is the source of this 636-nucleotide messenger RNA. It is a transcript of the gene SFT2, whose product is annotated as Sft2p. The record is from RefSeq and is a predicted model, not a curated record. The transcript has a single exon. The coding region runs from base 1 to 636 and encodes 211 amino acids. Lineage: Eukaryota; Fungi; Ascomycota; Pichiomycetes; Serinales; Debaryomycetaceae. Gene Ontology annotation, biological process: vesicle-mediated transport. Gene Ontology annotation, cellular component: membrane.